Messenger RNA from Drosophila erecta, 1302 nucleotides. It is a transcript of the gene Pbp49, whose product is annotated as snRNA-activating protein complex subunit 3. Gene Ontology annotation, biological process: snRNA transcription by RNA polymerase III; snRNA transcription by RNA polymerase II. Gene Ontology annotation, cellular component: snRNA-activating protein complex. The transcript has a single exon. Gene Ontology annotation, molecular function: core promoter sequence-specific DNA binding; RNA polymerase II cis-regulatory region sequence-specific DNA binding; bent DNA binding. Bases 6 to 1160 code for a protein of 384 amino acids. The record is from RefSeq and is a predicted model, not a curated record. NCBI's taxonomy places the organism in Eukaryota, Metazoa, Arthropoda, Insecta, Diptera, Drosophilidae.
GAAACAUGGAUAUGACGACGGAGCCAGCUUUAAACCUGCGAGACUUUCAAGCCGAUUACCAAAAAAAAUUAUUCGCUACUGCGGAUAGUGCGGACGAAGUGCCCUUCUUUCUGCAAACAAACCCAUUACUUGUGGACGUGGGUGAAAGCUGUUCCCUGGAAUUGAUCGAUUCCCCAGACGACAGCUCGAUUGCAGUCUUCCAGCCCGCCGCCGACAAAUGCCGUCCAACCUUUGCUCCGCCGCUGGAGAAUCAGCAUGUGCCCUCCACCUAUUCGGUUUUAAGCCAGCACAAGGCCAAGUCCCGUAAAAGUCCCUUUGGCCGCACCCAGUACAGUCACAAACUGAAUCCGCCGCCGACAGACUCCCCAAACCUCCAUCUUGGUGCUUGCGGUGAACUGGAGCUAACCGUGCGCCUUUACCGACCACCGCGGGCCUACCAUCGAGGCUUCAAGGUGGAGAGCCCCGUUUUUGCCGAGGAAUUCGUAUGUCUGGGCAGCAAUUAUCUGACCGAGCUGCGAGACAAGAUCAGCUGCGUUUGCAAUGGAAAACGCUUUGUCGACAUCAGCGACGAUCCGGAUGCACCAUUGCCAUCAAUUGACACAAAUCCCGGCUACUUCUUUAUUAACGACACAUUCUACAAUGACAAACGCAAUCCAAACAACCCCGACUAUUCCCAGACCGUUUUGCGGUGGGCGGCCAACGCGAACGGAGUGAACGUUGACACACUAAAGGUAGAGAGUAUGGAGGGCAAAAGAUUCAUCGACCUCACUGUCAGCCCCGGGUCACCGCUACACUACCUGCACCACGGCAAUUGCGAGCACCUGUUCGUGAUUUCCCAGAUCGAGAUUCUAACGCCACGCAGUGAACGCCCAGAUCGCAGUCUGUAUCCCUUUCCUCACGCCUUCAGCACAUUUAAUCGCAGGACUUGCUAUAUGUGCGGAAUUCGCAGUUAUAGUUUCAUCGUGAACCAGUCCCGGCGACAGCUGCACGAUCCCUCCUACCUGUGCCGCACUUGUUUUCUCAGAUUCUUUUACGUGGAUGGUGUCAAACUGGGUCAGUUCAAGGCCUAUCGCAUGUACGACCAUGUGGAGGUGGAAGACGAAGAAGAGGAGGGUAGGGGAGCGUUUCCCGAGGUUAAACAAUUAAGUCCCCCUUCUUAAGUAAACAUAAUAUAUAUAAAUAUGUGUGAUUUUGUUUUUAUUUGUGAGCUCCUUUGACUGCAAGAUCGCUCUAGGAGUUGAUUGAUAUCUUGUUCUUGUAAAAUAUUUGUAGAUAGAUUUAAAUAAAAUACAUACAUGUUGC